Messenger RNA from Hydractinia symbiolongicarpus, 2730 nucleotides. Its product is annotated as sialin-like. Gene Ontology annotation, molecular function: transmembrane transporter activity. The record is from RefSeq and is a predicted model, not a curated record. Gene Ontology annotation, cellular component: membrane. The transcript is spliced from 11 exons. Gene Ontology annotation, biological process: transmembrane transport; monoatomic anion transport. Bases 208 to 1950 code for a protein of 580 amino acids. Lineage: Eukaryota; Metazoa; Cnidaria; Hydrozoa; Anthoathecata; Hydractiniidae.
CUGGGAAACAGUAUACAAUCUAUCGUUCGGUAAAAAAGGGUUUUUUUCCACCCUAAUUAAAUUAAUUAAUUAAUUAAUGAUUUAAAUGAAUAUGUAAAAUUAGCCUCAAUUAAAAAUGCAUAUUCGUUAAACAUUUUAAAUUUCUAAUUUAAAGAAAAAUCACUCACAUAAAGAAAAAUCACUCGCACAAAGAAAAAAUAGAACAAGAUGACAUCACCCGUUGUCGACAACAGAAAUGAAGAGGAGACUAAAGACGUACCAAAGGAUAUGGGGUUUCCCAAGCGUUACGUGUUGGCGUUGAUGGUAUUUCUUGGUUUCUGCGUGUUAUAUGCAUUGCGCGUGAAUUUAAAUGUGGCCAUUGGUGCUAUGUGUAACAACCAUACCAUCUAUGAGAAUGGUUUCUACGUGAACAAGGUAGCUGAGUUUGAAUGGGAUUCAAAAAUGCAAGGUAUGGUACUCGGAUCAUUUUAUUAUGGUUACAUCGUACUGCAAAUUCCUGGUGGUUGGUUAGCUACAAAGAUUGGCGGUACUAGGAUAUUUGGCAUGGCUCUAUUCCUUGCAUCCAUUUUAACAUUAUUAACGCCUGCUGCCGCCCGCUACAGUGUGUAUGCGCUGAUCACGUUACGUGUACUUGAAGGCGUUUUCUUGGGCGUCCUAUUUCCCAGUAAUCAUGCUAUUUGGGGACAAUGGGCUCCACCCAAUGAGAGAUCUCGGUUAUUCUCCAUCACCGCAGCAGGUUGUCCCGUUGGUACGAUUCUUACUAUGCCACUUACUGGACUCCUAACAAAAUACGGUUUUGACGGGGGAUGGGCGUCUGUGUUUUAUGUGUUUGGUGCUGUUGGCUUGUUGUGGUUUUUUGUGUGGUGUCUUAUUGUUCACCCUUCACCGGAAACUCACACUACCAUUUCCGAUGAGGAAAGAAAUUAUAUUAUGAAAAGUUUGGACCAAAAGAAAAACGAAAAGCCUCCUAAAGUGCCGUGGUUAAAGAUUAUUACAUCAAUUCCAGUGUGGGCGACCAUUGUUGCAAAUUUUACAGCUGAUUGGGGGUUGUACACAAUCCUUAUUUGCAUUCCAAAGUUUUUCCAAAAAGUUUUGAAAUUUGACAUUGCAACUACUGGAUUUCUUGUUUCACUUCCGUAUCUCAUUAAAGCCAUCGUUGGUCCAUCUGGAGGUAUCAUUGCUGACAUGUUGAUCGAGAAAGGAAACUUAUCUGUUCGCAACGUCCGUAGACUCAUUUUCACCGUAGGUUGUACGACAGCCAGUGUAUUCAUCGUCGGUGUAGGAUACGCAAAAACUAAAGAAGUAGCCAUUGCCUUACUGUGCGCUGGGGUUGGUAUUACUGGUCUAAAUGCGACAGGUUAUGCAGUCAAUAUUCUUGACAUUGCACCAAGAUUCGCUGGUGUUAUCAUUGGUUUUAGUAACGUCUUUGGUUCGAUGCCUGGAUUUAUAAGUCCGAUGAUUGUGGGGUAUAUAACAACGAAAAAUACUGCAGCUGAAUGGCAACUUGUGUUCUGGAUCACAGCUUUCGUGUAUGCAAUUGGUGUCAUCUUCUUUGCAUUAACUGUUUCUGGAAAAACACAACCCUGGAAUGAUCUAAAAACGGAAAAUCCAGAUGCUGAAAGUGGAGAAGCUGAACAAAACGGUAACACGGAAAAUGAUAAUGUAGACAAUAAAUCCGCGGACACAAAGAAAUCACCUGAUCAACCUAAAAAGACUCCACAAGAGACCAAAAAAGAGCCUGAACAAAAACAAGCACCUGCUACAGAAGAUAAAUCUUCUCCUAAACAACCAUCUAAGGAAGCUUCACCUAGUGGAAGUCCCAAAGAAGACAGAAAAACUGAGGAUAAAGAUACACAAGAUGGUGCGAAAGAUAAAGAUGAACCUGAAAAAAAACCUGUGUCACCUCGAGAUGAGGAAAAACCUGACGGUGAAGAACAGAAGACAGAAUGACUUCAAUAUUUGAAAAAAAAAUUUCAAGAAAGUCCAUGUUCAGUUUAUUACGGCAAGUAUUAAAUGCACUUAUAUAAGAACAAUGUCAAAUGCUUUCACAGCCAGAACGAAAUUUGUAGUUUUUAUUGCAUGCAAGGGAAGAUCAAUAAAAAUACGUAUUAAUCUUUUGAAGUAUAGGCCCAGUCAAACAGUUUUUUAAAACUUAGAAGUACCUAUAUUGUUUCUGUCCAAAAUAUUGGAAUUUUGUUAAAAAUAAAAAAGCAAAAGCAAAAACAAUCUUGUAGUAGAAUUGAUUAGAAAUAUUUUUUAGUUGAAAUAAUUCUUUAACUCUUUCAUGAAGAUUAAAAUAAAAAUUAAACCACCAAAAAAAAAGAAGAUAGCAUAUGUACUUAUGAAAUAUAACAUAUUGAAUAUAUAGUAUAUAUUCGGAAAAACUUUCCUUGCAAAAACUAUUAAAAAAAUCGAUCCUUUUCUCUUUUCCUAUCAUUGGCAACUUUUCCAGUUUUAAGCAGGAAUGAAGAGAUUUACAAUAGUUUACCUUGCGAAGUUUUUUUUUAAUAGUAUAUAAAUAUGAAAAUCUAAAAUUUCUAAGGUAAAGAUCCGCACGUAUACUUUCCAAUGAUUUCAGUACUGACAAGCUAUUGUAGCAACUGUUGGACAUUAAUUAGUACAUCUAUCAAUGUGUUAGAAUAUUUUUUGUUUUAAAUUAUUUUGUAAAUAAUGUUAGUAACUAGUUACUAAAUCCAUAAAUGUGUGAAUUAGCAAAUAUAGUUAAUAGUA